Messenger RNA from Formica exsecta, 2361 nucleotides. RefSeq names its product peroxisomal membrane protein PMP34-like (gene Snapin). Gene Ontology annotation, cellular component: peroxisomal membrane. Lineage: Eukaryota; Metazoa; Arthropoda; Insecta; Hymenoptera; Formicidae. Gene Ontology annotation, molecular function: ATP transmembrane transporter activity; ADP transmembrane transporter activity; NAD transmembrane transporter activity. Bases 754 to 2001 code for a protein of 415 amino acids. The record is from RefSeq and is a predicted model, not a curated record. The transcript is spliced from 10 exons.
ACACGCGCGUUAAGAGCGCAAGCGUGUUAGCUGUAUGCCUGUCCGCCACGUCGAAAUACAUCGGCAAUAUCUCGAGUGCGGGUGGACGCGAAUCAACGCGAUCGGAUAACGACGGCGAAAAUUGUUAAAGCCACGAAACGAUAAUAUCGUUUCGAUAAAGCGUUCUCUGAAUAAAGAUAACAUACGUAGCGUAUCGUUAAAACAGUUUGCGCAACGGUCGCGCGCUAGUCGUGAAGGCUGGCAUCGAACGAGCGUGUCAUGGACUUCCUCUUAUAUAAGUACUGCGUCUCGGAAUUUAUACACACACGAUAGUAUCAGUGCGUUCGUCACGCAGUGAGCAGUCGCGGUAGAUAAACGCUCACCGGCAUAUUGCCGCGGCUGAUUCAAUGCGAAAAUUACAAAACUUAAAGUGCAAUUGUGAGAAUUAUUAAAUAAUUACAGACAUAAAAUCGCAGUAUAGGAGAAAAACCGCGUUGGGAUAAUUUCAUUUAGAUUUAUGUCAAAUCUAUGAGAUUGAGUGAUAACUAGAACGAGAAUAUUUUUGCUAUGCUGAAAAAGACGAUUACAGAUAGUAUAUUGUAAGAAGAAGUUUUAAAAGUGUCAUCGAUCGAUCGAGAUAUUUUGCAGCAAUGUGUCACGAUGCGGUUUGAAUUAUAUUAUCCGCGAUGUUCGUAACAGCUCCUCGAGAUAGCGAGUGAAAGCCAAGUUUAUAUUACAAUUUACGAUCUAAUUCGCUUUUGAAACUCCGUUAAAAUGGUUGCCGAUGGACAUAACAGAAACAUCUUUACCUACGACUCGUUGGUACACGCGAUAUCCGGUGCAGCGGGUAGCGUGAUCGCGAUGGCAGCCUUCUACCCUCUGGAUACCGUGCGAAGUCGUUUACAAUUGGAAGAGGGACGACAAUCGAAAAAUACGUUGGCGAUUAUACGAGAACUCGUUGCGAAAGAAGGACCGUGGACAUUAUACAGAGGUAUGGUUCCUGUUCUGCAAAGCUUAUGCGCGAGUAAUUUUGUUUAUUUCUACACAUUCCAUGGUUUAAAAGAAUUGAGAAGCAGAAGAAACCAAACGGCUGGCAGCGACUUGUUUAUCGCGUCGAUCGCUGGUAUAAUCAAUGUUCUUACGACAACACCUCUGUGGGUUGUGAACACGAGAUUGAAGAUGAGAGGUAUCGAAGUUACUCAUCCAGAAAGAAAUAAUAACGAAUAUACUACUUUGUACGACGGUCUCAUGCAUAUAUGGAAAUACGAAGGUUUGAAACAUCUGUGGGCAGGAACAUUGCCGAGUCUCAUGCUCGUCGCGAAUCCCGCUAUACAAUUCAUGACAUACGAGAGUAUCAAAAGAAGAAUCAAUGUAUCUCUCGGCGGUGCUCAGCCACCGGCAUGGGUUUUCUUCGCUAUCGGUGCGAUAGCGAAAACGAUUGCUACGUCAUUAACAUAUCCUCUGCAGCUUGUGCAAACUAAGUUGAGGCAUGGACACAAGUAUCCUAAUUUACCUCCAAACGCAGGCACGUUGCAAAUACUAUUCUACAUUCUUAACAUGGACGUGGACACGGCGAGUGACAAUACGUCUAUCGACGACAAGAUAGACGACUUUUGCGAGAAUCCCACGCGAGAUGCGUUAACGGAGGGUCUUAUGAGUCUUUUGAAACCUACGGUGGAUCAGCUGGACGAUAGAAUUCGCGCCACAAGGAUAUGUCAAAUAGAGUUGAAGCAGCGGAUUGAAUCCUUAACAGAGGAACUUCAGAGAAUUAACGAAGCAUUACAAUAUCCGAUGGAAACAGAUUCUUAUGUAAAGAAACUUAUCAACGCUAAGCAUAAAAUUACCAUUGUUAGCAAUAUCUUGCAAACCACUCAAGAGCGAUUAAACAAAGUGCAUCAAGCUGUUGAAAAGAGCACUGCUAAGAGAAAGACACUCUUGGAUAAUAGUUCUGCAUAUAGUAGUACUACUGUUGACCCGGAUAAAGAAGAAUCAACCAAAGCGGAAGCUGAUAAACAACAAUAAUUUUCAAUGUAAUUAACUAUAUUAUUAAUAGUUUAUUUUCAAAUUAUUACUUAACAUUAACUAUUUUGCAAAUUUUAUAAAAAUACUUCUUAUGAUUUUUAUCAUACAUAAUGGAAACUCCAGUAGUUAAUCUAUCAGAUGAAGAACUCAAGACAGUUUAUGAUCCUUCCGAAGAUUCGUAUCUUUUAAUAGAUGCUUUGGAAGCAGAUUUAGAGAUUCUGCAUGCGAUGAAACCUGUGAUUUGUUUAGAGAUAGGUAGUGGUUCUGGUAUAGUUAUCACAGGUCUAGCAAUGGCAUUGAAAAGAUAUAAUGCUCAUUGUAUUGCAAUUGAUAUAAAUCCUGAUGCAUGUAGGGCCACCA